Molecule: messenger RNA, 366 nt
Organism: Lactuca virosa
Lineage: Eukaryota; Viridiplantae; Streptophyta; Magnoliopsida; Asterales; Asteraceae
Source: the annotation of a GenBank genome assembly
AUGAUUGGAACAGGUUUGCAUGGGCCUAACAACGUACCUAUUCCAGUCGUGGCAAAUGGGACGGAGCUGAUGUUGCCGUUUUAUGUUCGCUAUGUCAAUUGGACUCUUAAGCAUGAAGAGUCUCCUCCACCGCAACAUAGUCCGGUCCGAAAUAGUCCACCUGUUGUUGCCUCGCCUCCUCGAAGAACUAUGUACAAGUCGGAUACAUGUUCGACUGAAUCUGCCACAAAUGCUUCUUCCUCGCAACAUCCUGAAAUAGAAACAACUUAUACGUCAAGCGACACAUCAACGAGGGUCGUAAAGAAGAAGAAGAGUAGCACAAAUGCAUUAGUUUUUUUCAAGUGCUUUAAGACCAUUAUGACAUGA